CAUGCCAGUCAGCGCCUUGGCCUCGCCGCAGUCUCGUGGCAGCCGUGUGGUCCGCUCCGUGACCCAGCCAACGCUUGUGUUUAGUGUGCGAGUGUCUCCCGGCGAGCGUUGGUGUGUUGUCGGCGGCGCAGCUGUUGGUGAUUCGCUCCCAACGCGACUGACUCGCAUCUCCCUCUCUCAAUCUCAUUCCCCGUCUCUUGUCUCUUACUCGCUCCUCUUACAUUGUGUCUAGUCUUUGUGCCGACGGGAGAGGAAAGGCCCGUGUCUUCGUACUUGAAUACCGAGUGAGUGUCUGCGAAAAGUGUGUCACAAGCCAGCUGUGUAAACAGUAUCUUCAGACAAUUUCUUUUAAGGGAGCAUACAUUAGGCUCCCUCGUUAGUGAUAGUGUCAAGUCCAAGGGAGUAUCGCAUCAGUCAUCAAGAUGCCCAAACCGGUAAAUGUGCGGGUUACGACCAUGGACGCGGAGCUGGAGUUCGCGAUCCAGCCCAACACCACCGGCAAACAGCUGUUCGAUCAGGUGGUGAAGACCAUCGGCCUCCGGGAGAUCUGGUUCUUCGGCCUGCAGUACGUGGACUCCAAGGGCUACACCACGUGGCUCAAGCUCAACAAGCGGGUUCUCUCACAAGAUGUCAAGAAGGAGACGCCACUGCAGUUCAAAUUCAGAGCCAAGUUCUACCCAGAGGAUGUGGCUGAGGAGAUCAUCCAGGACAUUACACUGCGCCUGUUCUACCUGCAAGUGAAGAAUGCUAUCCUGAGCGAUGACAUCUACUGCCCCCCGGAGACCUCAGUGCUCCUGGCUUCAUAUGCAGUGCAAGCCAAGUAUGGAGACCAUGGCUCAGACCUUCACAAACCCGGCUUCCUGGCAAAUGACCGGUUACUGCCCCAGCGUGUCAUGGACCAACACAAGCUGACACGUGAGGAGUGGGAAGAGAGGAUAAUCACCUGGUACCAUGAACACAAGGGCAUGCUCAGAGAGGAUGCCAUGAUGGAAUACCUUAAAUUGGCACAGGAUCUGGAGAUGUAUGGAGUUAAUUACUUUGACAUCAAGAACAAGAAGGGUACAGAGCUGUGGCUAGGCGUUGAUGCUCUGGGUCUGAAUAUCUAUGAAAAGGAUGAUAAGUUAACUCCUAAGAUUGGCUUCCCAUGGUCUGAAAUCAGAAAUAUUUCCUUCAACGACCGUAAAUUCGUCAUCAAACCCAUUGACAAGAAAGCCCCAGAUUUUGUCUUCUUUGCACCUCGUUUACGCAUCAACAAGCGUAUCCUUGCUCUCUGCAUGGGCAACCACGAGUUGUACAUGCGUCGCCGCAAGCCAGACACCAUCGAGGUCCAGCAAAUGAAGGCACAAGCUCGUGAGGAGAAGUUAGCAAAGCAGCAAGAAAGAGAAAAGCUGGCAAGAGAAAUUGCUCUUCGUGAGGAGGCAGAGAAGAAGCAGAAAGAAUAUGAAGAACGCUUGAAGUCAAUGCAAGAGGAGAUGGAGAGGAGGCAGAAGGAGUUGGUGGAAGCACAGGAAACCAUCCGACGACUGGAAGAACAGCUGAGACAGUUGCAGGCAGCCAAGGAAGAGCUUGAGAACAAGCAGCAGGAACUCCACGACAUGAUGGUCCGUCUCGAACAGGCAAAGGAAAUGGAAGCAGAAGAGAAGCUCAAACUAGAGGAAGAGAUCCGCACCAAACAGGAGGAAGUACACAGGAUCCAGGAAGAAGUCAACUUGAAGGACGAAGAGACCAAAAAGCUUCAGCAAGAGGUUGAGGAAGCUCGCAUGAAGCAAGAGGAAGCCACUGCUGCUCUCUUGGCUGCUUCUUCUACCCCUCAGCAUCACCACGUAGCUGAGCAGGAAGACACUGAGGAGAAUGACGACAUCCCUAAUGGAGACAUCUCCAAGGACCUCUACAUCGGAGAUGAGCCCAUUGAAGAUCCAGUGGAGGAGAGGAGGACUCUUGCCGAGCGCAAUGAGCGACUUCAGAACCAGCUUAAGGCUCUCAAGCAUGACCUUGAGUCCACACGAGACACUGAAAAGGAAACCACCAUGGACAAAAUUCACAAGGAGAAUGUGCGACAGGGCAGAGACAAGUACAAGACACUGAGGGAGAUCCGCAAGGGCAACACCAAGCGACGAGUAGAUCAAUUUGAAAACUUGUAAACAGUCUGUCCUAGGACCAACACAUCUUCACACUCCUGCUUUCCUAUAGAGAUUUACUCCCACAUUUCCUUUCUUCUUUUUCUUCUUUUAUACAUAGGCUUUAUGUCAUACAAUUCUGUUGCUUUGCUAAACAAAUUUGACAAACUUCUGAGAUGCAAAAACUUUACUGAGUUUAUCAUUAUUAUUAAUUAUUCAUUAUAUUAUUAGUAGUAUAAUUACAAUUAUUAUUAUUAUUAUGAUUAUUAUUAUAUUGUUAUUAUUACUGUUAUUAUUACUUUAGAAGCCUGUGAAAUAUGUGAAUUCAGUUUUUGAUGAGUUCACAUUCCUUUUUCCAUUUACUACAUAAAAUAGUAUUGUCUUUGGAGAAGUAAAUAGGUAACUGUGCCCUACAUGAUCUUUAUAUAUAAUAAUGGAAAUUUGUAUGUAUGUAAUAUAGGUGAAAUGAGUGAUGUACUCUUGUCCUUGUUAAAAUUGGACCACAUCUUAAAAAAAAAGAAAAAAAAAAGAAAAAAGUAGUCAUAUCAUAAUCUAAAUGAAUGCAUUUCUCAUGUCUCAAGCAUGAGAAAAAACAUUAAGACAACACUUCCUUACUUAGUGUGAACAAUGUGAUAUGGACCAUUUCAGAUGGUGCUGGACCAUGCAAGUAACUUACCCUCCCCCUUCCCUCCCACCCUCUCCCUCUCCCCUUUCUGCCCCCUUGAAUUUUCAUCUCUCAAUUUAUUUGGUAACUUUCAUUCCCAGUAACUUGACACUUGAUGAAAGGUUCAAGGAGCUGAAUAUUUUUUAAGAUCUAAUAAUAUAUAAUAAAAAAAGAAGAAACCAGAAACAGCACAAUGUUAUCAUUGUACUGAAUUACCUUAUGCCCGAAGCUGUAUGUCUCUUGCAGUUCAUAUAGAAGAAGAAACAAAGCUAGAGGUAGAGAGUUAGAUUUUUACACAAUGAACGCUCUGGGUAAUAAAGUUAGGCCAAGCAUUGUUAUGAAUGUAAAUAUAUGUUGGUUGAUGGGUAGUCUAUUUUGAAUAUUGACAUUUGUAUUUGUAACACCUAAGUAUAGGCUCCUGUUUAGUGUUGUUCAGGUGGAUGCAACGAGAGAUCUGAUAGCUUAGAUCUGAUAGUUAUUAUUAUCAUAUUUAGGGGUGAAUAUGAAAUACGGAAGAUAUUUCCUCCUGAAUUGAUUAAUUUGUCAAUGUAUUGUUUUUUUGUUUUAUCUUUUGUUUUUGAAAAACUUUUUUUGUU
Molecule: messenger RNA, 3377 nt
Organism: Penaeus indicus
Lineage: Eukaryota; Metazoa; Arthropoda; Malacostraca; Decapoda; Penaeidae
Gene: Moe
Product: moesin/ezrin/radixin homolog 1-like
Exons: 10
Coding region: 423-2141 (572 amino acids)
Biological process (GO): regulation of cell shape; regulation of organelle assembly; positive regulation of protein localization to early endosome
Cellular component (GO): apical part of cell; cytoskeleton; adherens junction
Molecular function (GO): actin binding; cell adhesion molecule binding
Source: RefSeq, a predicted model, not a curated record